This is a messenger RNA of Gavialis gangeticus (Gharial), 952 nucleotides long. RefSeq names its product abhydrolase domain containing 14B (gene ABHD14B). The coding region runs from base 115 to 747 and encodes 210 amino acids. The transcript is spliced from 4 exons. Gene Ontology annotation, cellular component: cytoplasm. The record is from RefSeq and is a predicted model, not a curated record. Lineage: Eukaryota; Metazoa; Chordata; Crocodylia; Gavialidae.
UUUCCCCCUGGCUUCCUUUGGUAGCUUUGGACCCAGGAAGUGUGGGCCUGCAAUCAGCACCACAGCACAGCGAACACUGGGACCGUUGGGAUCCCUUCUUGCAGGGCACCCACCAUGGCAGACCCACAGCUGACCGAGAGCACCAUCACAGUGGAUGGGCAGACCCUAUUCUACCGGCAGGCUGUACCAGGCCAGCAGGCCCCAAAACUGGCUGUCUUGCUGCUGCACGGCAUUCGCUUCUCUUCUGAAACCUGGCUCAACCUGCAGACGCUGGCAAAGUUGGCAGGAGCUGGGUACCGUGCUGUGGCCAUUGACCUGCCAGGCCUUGGCAAUUCCAAGGAGGCAGCAGCUCCGGCCCCCACGGGGCAGCUGGCCCCAGGGGGGUUCCUGAAGUCUGUCUUCGAGGCCUUGCAUCUGGGCCCAGCGGUGGUGAUCAGCCCAUCCCUUAGUGGGAUGUACUCGCUCCCCUUCCUCUUCCAGCACAGCGACCUGCUGAAGGCCUACGUGCCAGUGGCACCCAUCUGCACUGAGAAGUUCACGGCGGCGCAGUAUGCCAACAUCAAAGCUCCCACGCUGAUCGUGUAUGGGGAUAAGGAUGCCCAGCUGGGGGAAGUAAGCCUGAACAACCUGAAGAACCUGCCCAAUCACAAGGUGCAGCUGAUGCAAGGGGCAGGCCAUGCCUGCUACCUGGACAAGCCAGAGGAGUGGCACCAGGGCCUGCUGGACUUCCUGAGGAGUCUGGAGUGAGGGGUGGCUGACCCCCUCCAUCACUGGGCUUCGGGGCAUGGAUUCUGGGCACAAUUUGGGUUUCUCUCUGCCACUAGAGCACCUACUUGAUCAUUGUCUCACUGCGGGCUGGCUGAGGGCCAUGGCAUGGCAAGGGCAACCAGGGGCCCUACUGAGAGCCAGGGGCUCCAUCUACUUCUUUCUCUUUAAAAUGAUUAGCAGCUGA